ACUCCCUGGGACCGCUCAGUGUCCGCACUGUGUUCUUGGGGUGCCACGUGGCCCCCUCCACAGAAUCCCUGGACUGCAUCCUCCUGUCCAGGGUUUCAGAUGCACCCACACUUGCUGCCUUCUCCCUAACCUGGAUUCCCUCCACUAUACCUGCAGAGACGCGCUGUGACCAAGACGGGCCUUCCCCGACCACAGCGCCGCCCGCACCACCCAGCCCCUCACCCUCACCCGUGCCCGAGAGCCCCUCUGUGGACAAGUACAAUGUGAGUGGCACCAACGGGACCUGCCUGCUGGCCAGCAUGGGGCUGCAGCUGAACCUCACCUACGAGAGGAAGGACAACACGACGGUGACAAAGCUUCUCAACAUCAACCCCAACAAGACUUCAGCCAGCGGGAGCUGCGGCGCCCAGCUGGUGACCCUGGAGCUGCGCAGCGAGGGUGCCACGGUCCUGCUGUUCCAGUUCGGGAUGAAUGCAAGUUCUAGCCGGUUUUUCCUACAAGGAAUCCAGUUGAAUACAACUCUUCCUGAUGCCAGAGACCCCACCUUUAAAGCUGCCAACAACUCCCUGAGAGCACUGCAGGCCACAGUCGGCAAUUCCUACAAGUGCAACGCCGAGGAGCACGUCCGUGUCACGAAGGCGUUUUCCGUCAACAUAUUCAAAGUCUGGGUCCAGGCUUUCAAGGUGGAAGGUGGCCAGUUUGGCUCAGUGGAGGAGUGUCUGCUGGACGAGAACAACAUGCUGAUCCCCAUCGCUGUGGGCGGCGCCUUGGCGGGGCUGGUCCUCAUCGUCCUCAUCGCCUACCUCGUUGGCAGGAAGAGGAGUCACGCCGGCUACCAGACCAUCUAGCCUGGCGCAGGCACAGCGGCUGCGGGCCUCAGUCCUUUCCCUGGCACAGGGUCCCGUCGAGGGAGGCACACUUUCUGGCAACGUUUCUCAAAUCUGCUUCAUUCAAUGUGAAGUUCAUCUUGCAGCAUUUACUAUGCACAACAGAGUAACUAU
Messenger RNA from Cebus imitator (Panamanian white-faced capuchin), 1001 nucleotides. RefSeq names its product lysosome-associated membrane glycoprotein 1. The annotation marks the transcript as partial. The transcript has 6 exons. Gene Ontology annotation, cellular component: membrane. The record is from RefSeq and is a predicted model, not a curated record. Lineage: Eukaryota; Metazoa; Chordata; Mammalia; Primates; Cebidae.